Molecule: messenger RNA, 5801 nt
Organism: Leptopilina boulardi
Lineage: Eukaryota; Metazoa; Arthropoda; Insecta; Hymenoptera; Figitidae
Product: alpha-latrotoxin-Lhe1a-like
Exons: 2
Coding region: 496-5550 (1684 amino acids)
Molecular function (GO): protein binding
Source: RefSeq, a predicted model, not a curated record
GUUUCAAUGUAGGUUCAAGAUAUGAUUAGGUCCAAAGUAGGUUCAAUGUAGGUCAAAGAAAGUCCAAUUGUAAAAAUAGGUCUAAUGUAGGACAACACUCAUAUAAAAAGUCCCCGAGUGUUGACAGGUUGCGGGUCAACAGGCGCACCACAAACCAAAUGCGCAUGAUUACAGAAGGCAUAAGAGAAAUUUCACCUAAUCUCACAAUAUUGGAUCAUUUCUCGCAAUAUUCUUGUAACUUACUUUAUAUAGCGACAGUUCGGGCUUUGCCUUUCAUAGAAAUAACAGAGCAAGUGAAUUGACAGUUCGUUUUUGAUAUCAAGUGUAAGGAACGAAACUAUUGAAUAUCGGAACAUAAAACAGGAAGAUUUAAAUUUUUUUAUACUCUCCUUUCUCGUAAAAUUUUCAGUGGGACGCAUACAAAUCGGUAAAAGAUACAUCGCUUAUAUAUAACCUAAAAAUUAGGUUUCAAUAUUUAAGCCGGAAAAAACUACAAUGGAGGAGGCAAUUCAAAUACUCAGAAGCAGUAGUAGCGAUGAAGAUGCAUAUAUAAAGGAUCUACUGAUUGCGCUAAAAAUAAAUAGUGUCUUAAAAUAUGAGAUAAAUUUUAAAGAUGUUACUGAACUAGAUAAUUUUCUCAUAUCACAUGAACAAGUUUUUCUUCUCAAAACAGAAAAUGCAUUAUUAAGCAUCCUGAAAAUAUAUGAAUGCUUAAAUAAAAAUAAAAAUUAUCUUACAAAAGAAAGCAAUUUUUUAAAAGUUACUUCGUGUUCAAUAAAACAACACGUAAUAAAUCAACUAUUUUUUAAUUCGACAAGCAAGGUACUAUGUAUUUUUUACGAUUCAGAUAAGAUAACAUUAGAUGUAUUACAAAAAUUAAAUCAACUUUUAAAAGAAAAAUCAGAUAAAAAAUUUAUAUUCAUAAUACCAGAAAAUAAAGCAGAGGAAUUUAAUAAUAUCAACAAAGUGUUUGACGACAAAGUGUUUUACAAUAAAACAAUAAUUGACAAAUUCAUAUUAAAUGAUCUAACAGAAAAAUCACAGAAGAAACUUUUGGAAAGAGAAAUAAUAUUUCAGGAAGAAAGGAUUAGUUUAAACAAAUUAAUAGAUGAUUCAGAUGAAAAUGUUAAACGGAUGAUUGGUGCAGAAACAAUAGUUCAACUAAUUACUGAUCAAGAAAUAAAGAUUGGAAGUAAGUUAGAAAGAAUGAGGGAUUUGGAAGGAGCAUUUUGUGAAUUGUUUGAAGAAGUCAAUGUGAAAACAUUCAUUAAUAAAUUAUCGUUACAAGAAUUAAAUGAUAUUUACAUCAUUAGUGGAAUACACGGCUCACGAAAAGAAGAAAUUUUAGUUAAUUCUCUAAAUGACAAUACCGAUAUUGAUAGAAUUAACAAUAUCAAAAGUCAAAUAAAAGAAUUCCAAGAAGAUAUUAUCAUUGAUACAAAAAUACAAGUAGCUGAUGAUAAAUUUAAAGAUGCGGAUUUUAAAAACAUUUGUAAAAAGAAUUCUGAACGAAAAAUUUAUUGGAUUAAACUAAUUGAAUCUAAAUUCAAAUUGAUACAAAUCUAUAAUCCUGAAUUCUAUCUUGAGGGACAAAGAUUUAACGAAGAAAUAGUGAUUGAAAAAAAUGUGAAAAAACUAUUAGCAAGUUCUACACUAUCCGAGAAAUUUAUUUUUAUCAAUAAAACCAAAAAACAAGUUACAAGCUGGUUACAAUUUUCUAAUGAAAUGGAUAAAAUAACAUUCGAAAAAAAUUGUAAUAAUCAUACAAUUAAGUUUCUAACAUCUCAAGAUAAUCCUCAGGAAACUUUUGAAGCAAUAGUUGAAGAAAAUUUCGAUGAAACGUUUCAUUUAUUUGAGUUUGAACAAGAUCGGCUUAUUUUGCGUGAAACUCAUGGUUUAUUGGGAAAUUUAAGUAAAUAUAGAGAUAAAAAAAAUAACACAUUAUUUUUAAUAGGAGAAAAAGAUUUAGCCAAAAAAAUUAAGGAUCAAAAAAUAAUUAUUAUUGCUGGUAAUCCGGGCGUGGGGAAAAGUACAAGUUUAAUUAAAUUAUAUAAACAUACAACUUCUGGGUCAAAAGAGUCACAUUGGAUGAUUAGAAUAAAUCUUCAAAAUUAUUUGCAAGCAGUAGAAAAAAUUAAUACUAAUAAUAUAGACACAACAAUAGAAUUUUUAUCAGACUACCUAGAGAAUAAUUUAGAAAAAAAUUUAUUAAAUAUAGCCUUGCGAAAAAACAAUUUCAUAAAGCCUUUAUUAAUACUAUUUGAUGGAUUUGAUCGAGUUUUAAACGAACACGAUAGAAGUAAAAUUUCCUUUUUAUUAAAAUUUCUAAAUGACAAAACAGAUACCAAAAUUUGGAUUACUACACGUUUGGAGAGUGAAAAAAUUCUAGAAGAUUCAUUAUCAACAUUUGCCAUCAAGCUUGAAGAAAUGGAUGAUUCAACAACAAGUGUAUUCAUUGAAAAGUACUUGAAAAAUAAUCUCAGUUUAAUAUUAAGUAAUGAAGAGUACACAAAUAUUUUUGGUAAAAAUAAAUUAAAUACAAAAAUGAUAUCAUACAUUGAGGCAUUUUUAAGUAAAAUAAAUAAAGUAUUUAAAGAUGGCAAUAUCUCUAAAACUCCAUUACAACUGCAAUUAAUGUUACAAGAUUCUGCAAAACAUUUUAAAAAAUGGUUUCAAGAUGACAAUGACAAAAAUCCAGACUUUAGUUACUUGGGAGAUAAUCUAUGGGAAGUAUAUGAAAAUUUUAUUAAUGCAAAGUAUAGGAUCUAUUUUCAAAAAACAAACGUCACAGGAUUAAUACAACAAAGACUAAAUACAGAAUUUUUUGAUAAAUAUCAUAAGAAGUUAGCUAAAUAUUUAAUUCUCAAUUUAAGAGAAAAUGAAUUCUUCGAAGAAUUUAAAGAUAUUGUUAUAUCAGUCGGAAUUAUUAGAUAUUUUGGAAGAAAUAUUGAUUUUAUUCAUUCAUCUUUUAGAGAAUACUUUGCUGCUUUAAUUUUUAUACAUUGGAUAAGAAAGUGGAAAGAAAAUCAACUAUCCUUACAGAAGCAGGAAUAUUUUUCAAAGAAGAUUCUAGUGGAAUCAGAUUAUAUUCAUAUUCGUAAAUUUUUAAAUUCUAAAUUCAUCAAAAAGAAAAUUGAAAAUGUCAAAUUUGAAGAAGAAUAUUAUGAUAAAGCCAUUUUAAUUAAAGCAGUUGAGGAAAAUAAUACAAGAAUCGUUAGUUUUAUUUUAAAUGAUUUUCAAACUAUUAAUGCUACAACAGUUUUGAGUGCGGUCGAAUCUGAUAAUUUGAAAAUCGUUCAAUUUUUGAUAGAGCGAGGUGCACAGAUUAAUGCUACAGAUGAUUUAAAAUCAAUAUUGCAUAUUGCAGUUGCAUCUGGUAAUUUAGAAAUGGUUAAAUUUCUAGUAAACAAAGGUGCAGAUAUUAAUGCUGUAAAUGAAUUGGGUCGAAAAAUUUUACAUACUGCAGCUGAUUCUAAUUGCAAUCAAUCUGAAUCUUUGAAAAUAGUUGAAUUUCUGAUGGAGAAAGGUGGAGAUAUUCAUGCUGAAGAUAAAUAUGGUAAAUCGGUUUUAGAAUAUGCGGUAGAAUUUGAUAAUUUAGAGAUGGUUAAAUUGUUGUUAGAGAAAAAUUUAGAUGUCAAUGCUCGAAAUAUUUAUGGUAGAUCAGUUUUAUGUUUUGCUGGUACAUUGGAGAUGGUUAAAUUUUUGAUUGAGAAAAAUGUGGAUAUUAAUAGAAGAGACAAUUAUGGCAAACCAGUAUGGUGCUUUGUGUUUGAACUUGGUAAUAUUGAAACAAUAAAAUAUUUGAUAGAACAAGGUGUAAAUGUUGAAACUAUGGUUGAUUAUAAAGACUAUUAUGAUACAACACUUUUGCACAGUGCAGGUGUUUCUGGUAACUUGCAGACUGUUGAAUUUCUACUAGAACAUGGUGCUAAGAUUAAUGCUAAAGAUAAAAGUAGUAAGACAGUUUUGCACUAUGCGGUACAACAUGAUCACUUGAAAAUAGUGGAAUUUCUAGUGAAACAAGAUGUAAAGAUUAAUGCUAAAGAAAUAAAUGAUAGUUCAGUUUUGCAUUACGCGGCACAAUUUGGUAAUUUGAUGAUAGUUAAAUGUUUGGUAGAGCAUGAAGCUAAGGUUAAUGAUAAAAAUAGAAAUGGUGCAACAGUAUUGCACUGCGCUUCUAAAUAUGGUAAUUUAAAGAUAGUUGAGUUUCUCGUCGAGAAAGGUGCUGUGGUUAAUAUUAAAGAUAAGGACGGUAAAUCAGUUUUGCAGUACGCGGUCGAAGGUGGUAAUUUGAAGAUUGUUGAAUUUUUAAUAAAUCAUGAAGCAAAGGUUAAUGAAAGAGACAAAUAUGUUUCAUCAAUUUUACACAGUGCUGCUGGUUCUGGUAACUUGGAGAUGGUUAAAUUUUUGAUAGAACAAGGUGCGAAUAUUCGUGGUGAAGACAAAGGUGGUAGAUCAGUUUUACAUAGAGCGGUUUCAGUUGGUAACUUGGAGAUGGUUAAAUUUUUAAUAAAGAAAGGUGAGAACGUUUCUACUCAAGAUAACUAUGAUACAACAGUUUUGCACACUGCAGCUAGAAACGGUAAUUUGGAAAUGGUUAAGUUUUUGGUUGAGGAAGGUGCUAAAAUAAAUGCUAAAGACAAAGAUUGUAUUUCAGUUUUGCAUAAAGCAGCUGCAUCGGGUAACUUGGAGACGGUUAAAUUUUUGGUUAAGGAAGGUGCAAGGAUUAAUAGUGUAGAUAAAAGGGAUAGAUCAAUUUUACACAGUGCAGUUGGAUCUUAUAACUUUGAUAUGGUAAUAUUUUUAGUAGAGCAAGGUGCCAAUGUCCAUGCUAAAGACGAAAAUGAUCAAUCAGUUUUGCACUUAGCGGCUAGUUAUGGUAUCUUGGAAAUGGUCAAGUUUCUAGUACAGAAAGGUGGAAUUAUUCAUGGAAAAGACCAAUGUGGUAGAUCAGUAAUACACAGUGCAGCUCAAUCUGGUAACUGUGACUUGGUUAAAUUUUUGAUAGAUGAAGGUGCUAAUGUUCAUGCUAAGGGUGAAGAUAACAGAUCUGUUCUGGAGGUUGCAGUUAUUUUUAAUCACUGGAAUAUAGUUGAAUUUUUGCUAAAACAAUGUGAUGAUCAGAUUACUGCUGAAGAUAAGAAUGGUUUUUCAAUUUUUCACUAUGCGUGUAGAAAUGGUAAUUUGGAGAUGAUUAAAUUACUUCUGGAGCGAGGUGCAAAGAUUAAUGUCAAAACUAAAAAUGGCAAAUCUGUAUUACACAAUGCAGCUAAACAUGAUGACUUGAAGCUAGUAAAAUUUCUGGUAGAGCACGGUGCAGAUAUUAAUGCUAAAGAUAAGAAUGGUAAAUCCGUUCUGGAAUAUGGGUUUGAGUCUACUAACUGUUUAUUCAGUUCUAAUACCUGGGAAAAAAUUGAAUUUCUAAUAAAUAAUGGCGCUGAUGUUAAUUUGAUAGAUAUUGAAAAAUUUCGAGGUUUUCACUAUAUCACUGAUUAUAUAAAAGAAAAAAAAAGUUCUAAUUCUAAAGAAUGUGAUACAGAAAUCACAUGAACAAGAAUGUUUCUAACGAAUUUCAUAUUUAAUAAAUUGAUUUGUAAGUAAAAUGUUGACAAAAAUUUGUUGUUAUUUUCUACGUGUGACAUUCUUAUUUAAGUUAUUUUAUAUGUAAACAUUUUUGCUGAGAGAUGAACAACAAACAAUUGUGCAUUGAAGAUAAUAAAUAAUUUUAUAAUUAUUCAGAGAAUAAACUGUCUUUUUUUAUUUCUAAUACCUGAUAACGUUAAAAGUGUUGCAUAAAAUUA